AUGCCGCCGCCCCCCCCCCAACCCGCAACGCUCCCAACCCUCCCGCACGACCUCCUCCGCCUGCUCACGGCGCACCUACCCACAGCCUCCUCCCUCGCCGCGCUCUCGCUCACCUGCCGCUCCCUCCACGCCUUCAUCGCGCUCGAGGGCUGGCGCGUCUUCGUGCGCACGCGCUUCCCGGCGUUCCCGGCCGCCGCGGGAACACCGGCGCAGUGGCGCGCGUGGGCGAGGCAGCAGACGACGGUGGAGCGCAACUGGCGGCGGCGCGGGUUUGUGGCGGCGGUAUUGGAGGUGCAGUUAUCCAGCGGUGGUGGUGGUGGUGGUGGUGGUGGUGGUGGUGGUGGAGGAGGUGGUGGGCGACGUGGCGGUAGAGGCGGCGGUGGUGCUGGAGGCAGAUGGGCGCCGAAAGGGCGGCAGACGCUCGGCUACGUGCCGGUGCUGGAUCUGAGCGAGGCGUAUGGCGGCGCGGGUGGCGGCGAGGAAGAGACGCUGGUGGUUGGCGCGGGGCCAGACAUUGUGGUGCGGCGACGAAGUGCGGGGAAGCGCGGUGUGCGGUGGUGGGGGUUUGGGGACCGGAACGAGCGGGCGGGGCGGGACGACGUGACGGCGCUGCGGCUGCUGGAGGGAUCGGGGUCGGGGUCGGGCGGGGAGACGGCGGUGGUGGGGCGGGCGAAUGGGCGGCUGGAGGUUGUGGGGCUGGGGACCGCGGGGAGGCAGCCGGGGUGCGUGGGGCGGGCGGAGGUGCUGGCGAGGUGCGAGACGGGCGGGGGGCAGGUGAAGGAUGUGGCUGUGCUCGGCAGCAGCAGCAGCAGCAGCAGCAGCGGGGCAGCGGGGCUCGUGUGUGCAGUCCUCGGCUCCUCGAGUGUUGCGCUGUACCCGCUCUGCGACCCGCCAGAGGAGACGCAGACAGAGCCCGUCGAGGCGGUGUCGAGCAUCGCGUUGGCCGACGUCGUCGGCGGCGGCGGCGGCAUCCCGUGGAAGACGGCGUUCCUGUCGCCGGCGCUCGUGGCGCUGGGCACGACGGGCGCGCAGCCGCUGUCGGUGUUUGCGCUUGGGCGCGAGGGCUUCCGGGCUCAGCCUGUGCGCGCGUUCUCGGCCGCGGCGUGCGCGGGCGUCGAUGCGCUCGGCGUGUAUGCGCUUGCGCCCAUCGGGGGCGGGGGCGGGGGCGGGAAUGUGCUGCUUGCGGGGUGGUAUGACGGCGUGUCACGACUCCACGACCUCCGCACCCCCGCCCCCUCCGUGGCAGAAUACAAAGACCCCAUCGACGCCCAAACCCCCAUCUACGCGCUGCACCCCCUCGGCCACACGCGCUUCCUCGCGGCCGGCGCCCGCCACUGCAUCCUCAAGAUCUUUGACCUGCGCGUGCCCACCUCACACAGCAGCGGUGGCGGUGGCGGUGGCGGUGGGUGGGCAACAUAUCUUGCGCCGCCCGCGCGCUACCGCGCCCACGGCAUGGGGGCGGGAGGGUCGGCGGCGUGGGAGAGCCCGCUGUAUUCGCUUGCCGUGGCGGCGGGCGGGAGGAGCGUGUAUGCGGGGGCGCAGGGGAGGGUGUGGGAGUUGGAUUUCUUGGGUGCUGGUGCUGGUGCUGGUGGUGGGGGUGGGGGGCAGAGGAGGGAUGUGGGUACGCGGUUGGGCAUGUAUGAGUUUGGUGGGAGGGGGGCGGUGUAUCACCAGGGCCCUGAGACGGAGAUGGGGAGGGCGGGGGCAGAGGGGGGGAGGUUGGAUGGGCGGUGGAGGGCGGUGUAG
Morchella sextelata is the source of this 1746-nucleotide messenger RNA. RefSeq lists its product as uncharacterized. The coding region runs from base 1 to 1746 and encodes 581 amino acids. The record is from RefSeq and is a predicted model, not a curated record. Gene Ontology annotation, molecular function: protein binding. The transcript is spliced from 2 exons. NCBI's taxonomy places the organism in Eukaryota, Fungi, Ascomycota, Pezizomycetes, Pezizales, Morchellaceae.